UUCACACCAUCAAUUUUCAGCGUCUUGCCAUUUUAUGCUCUUUCUUGGAGUUUUCGUUUCAAUUCCUCUCUUUUCUCUCACCUCGUAUCAAUCUUUAUUUAGAUCCUAAAUUUGAGGGUUUAUUGAUUCUGAAUUCAGUGUCUUCAGUUCUAAAGUCUACAGCUUUUGUACUUUCAACUGCAGAAACAAGUCUUUCCUGUAUAAACGUACGAGUAUCUAGCGCAAAGCUAAAAGAAGAAAUAAAAUCUUCCUCAAUGAUCGAUUUGGGGUUUUAGGGGUCAAUUACAUUUCCUUCGGAUCUUUUGCUUAGGGUUUAAGCUUGUCUUUCAGCUGCAUAUUCUUGAUUGAGACGUUCGCAGAUCGAUAAUAUUUCUUUGUUAUUAUCCAUUUCAACUGCAAAUCAUAGGAGCAAAGAUUUUUUUUUUCUCUCUUUUAAUUAAAAAGGAAGGCGACUCCGGGUUUUGGGUUUUUGCGAUAGUAUAUUCUGAUCGAAGCUUCAUAUCGGUUUGACUGAGAACCAAAAAACCGGAAGUAAAAUAUUUUUGUAAUUUUCUGGUGGAAUUUUAUUUGAAAUGGAAGGAAAGAGCUCAGUUAGGUUCACUCUUGGGAAGCAAUCAUCUUUAGCACCAGAACGGCAGCCGAAGGAUUCAGAUACGGAAGAGGAAGAAUUGGAAGAGAUCGAUCCCAGUGUGCGGCUAAUGUACGCCGCCAAUGAAGGCAAUUUGGAUGGGAUUCGUGAACUCUUGGAUUUGGGCAUUGAUGUUAAUUUUCGGGACAUUGAUAACCGCACUGCGCUUCAUGUUGCUGCUUGCCAAGGCUAUGCGGACGUGGUCUCUCUGUUGCUCGAUAACGGAGCACAGGUGGAAACCAAAGAUCGAUGGGGAAGCACGCCUCUCGCAGACGCUAUAUACUAUAAAAACCAUGAUGUGAUCAAACUUUUGGAGAAACGUGGUGCAAAGCCUCUGAUGGCCCCCAUGCAUGUCAAUCAUGCACGCGAAGUCCCAGAAUAUGAGAUUAAUGCUGAUGAGCUUGAUUUUACUAACAGUGUAGAAAUAACCAAGGGAACUUUUCGUAUAGCAUCCUGGCGUGGAAUUCAAGUGGCAGUUAAAAGGCUUGGGGAGGAUGUGAUUUCUGAUGAGGAGAAAGUGAAAGCAUUCAGAGAUGAGCUUGCAUUGCUUCAGAAGAUACGACAUCCAAAUGUGGUCCAAUUUCUGGGUGCUGUUACCCAGAGUAGUCCUAUGAUGAUUGUGACAGAAUAUCUACCCAAGGGAGAUCUUCGUCAAUUCUUGAAAAGAAAAGAAGCAUUAAAGCCAGCAACAGCUGUGAGGUUUGCACUUGAUAUUGCUAGGGGAUUGAAUUAUUUACAUGAGAACAAACCACCAAUAAUUCACCGGGAUCUUGAACCUUCAAACAUAUUGCGGGAUGAUUCUGGACAUCUUAAAGUUGCGGAUUUUGGAGUUAGUAAGUUGCUUACAGUUAAAGAAGAGAAGCCUCUCACUUGUCAAGACACUUCUUGUAGAUAUGUGGCCCCAGAGGUUUUCAAAAAUGAAGAAUAUGAUACCAAAGUGGAUGUCUUUUCCUUUGCUUUGAUCUUACAGGAGAUGAUUGAAGGCUGUGCACCAUUUUCUGCAAAGCAAGAACUUGACGCUCUAAAAUCUUAUACUGCAAAAGAGCGUCCACCAUUUAGAGCUCCAGCAAAGCACUAUUCCCGUGGACUUAAAGAGUUGAUCCAAGAAUGCUGGAAUGAGAAUCCAGCAAAAAGGCCAACUUUCAGGCAAAUAAUAACAAGACUGGAGUCAAUUUAUAACAGUAUUGGUCAUAAGAGGCGCUGGAAGGUUAGACCAUUAAAAUGUUUUCAGAAUCUGGAGGCUAUGUUGAAGAAAGAUCUUAGUCUGACUGACAGUAGCCGUUCUUCACGCUCCACAAACAGCAAGUGAAUAGGCAAGGAUUAGUUUUUCUAGUUAGCAUUUCUGUAUUCAGAGUCUGUCCUUUGUGGUAUGCUUAUGCUAGUUAAAAAAAAUGUGCUAUUUUGUGUAAUUUCACCUGUUAUGGAAUUUGAAUUCUUGAAUGUAUUUUAGCUCUCCCGUUGAAGUUACGGGUUGAGAACAUGAACGUGAUGUAUAAUGUACAUUAUGGGUGUAAUAAAAAAUCUUUAUUUUUCUAUCA
Molecule: messenger RNA, 2166 nt
Organism: Manihot esculenta (cassava)
Lineage: Eukaryota; Viridiplantae; Streptophyta; Magnoliopsida; Malpighiales; Euphorbiaceae
Product: integrin-linked protein kinase 1
Exons: 12
Coding region: 573-1937 (454 amino acids)
Biological process (GO): protein phosphorylation
Molecular function (GO): protein kinase activity; protein binding; ATP binding
Source: RefSeq, a predicted model, not a curated record